AUGAAACAUAUGUAUGGUCAAAGUAGUGGACGGCCCAUUUCCAUGUGUCUGGUUCCUCGUCCAAUGGAUAUAAUAUUCAUCUGUAAUUCUCGAAGCUCUUCACUUUCCGUCCUUUAUUUAUUUCUUCUGUUUUUCUGUAGAACGCUUUUGUGCUCAGACAAAGAAGUCCGAAAAUGCCAACAUCGAUAUUAUGAAAAGAGGGAAGAUAUAGUUUGUGUGUGCAAUGCGACAUACUGUGAUGAUGUACCAGAAGUGGGCAUCUUACAGCCGUUGCAGGCAGCUAUCUAUAAAACGAACCAACGUGGGAAGCGUUUCGUACGUACUGUCUCUUCGUUCAUGGAAAAGGCAAAUGGAGCUGGGGAAUUGAUUCGCUUAAAAAUUGAUAGUAAAAUACGGUUCCAAACAAUAAUUGGAUUUGGCGGAGCAUUCACUGACGCGGCUGGUAUCAAUAUCGCCUCGCUGAGUGAACCAACUCGAACUAAUCUGUUGCAGUCCUAUUUUGGAAAUACAGGUAUAAAAUAUACGAUUGGCAGAGUGCCGAUUGCAAGUACUGAUUUCUCAACUCAUCCAUAUUCAUAUGAUGACUCACCGAAUGAUUUUACUCUCAGCAAUUUCUCAUUGGCUGAAGAGGAUUUCAAGUUCAAGAUUCCUUAUAUCAAGCAGGCAGUAAACUUAACAGGUGGUAUACUCAAAUUAUUCGCUUCCCCAUGGUCAGCACCAGGAUGGAUGAAAACUAGUGGGCUAAUGAUUGGUGGUGGAGCACUACGUGGACCUCCUAAUGGGCCAUAUCAUGUGGCGUGGGCUAACCACUAUGUGAAAUUUCUUGAGGCAUACAAAAACAAUGGUGUGACAUUUUGGGGACUUACUGUUCAAAACGAGCCGGUAUCCGGCGUUGAUCUGUCAUACAAGUGGCAAACAAUGUAUUUUAGUCCCAAAACUGAACGCGAUUUUAUAAAACAUCAUCUUGGUCCAGUUUUACGGAGAAAUGAAGUGAGUCGGAAUAUAUCAUUAAUGAUAAUGGAUGAUCAAAGAACACAGCUACCGAUUUGGGCUGAUGUGGUCCUUAAAGACAAAGAGGCUGCUCAGUACGUAUCUGGCAUAGCAGUGCAUUGGUAUAGCGAUUUCGUGCCAGUGUCACAGCUUUCUGAAACACACAAUCGUCAUCCAAAUAAAUUCAUCUUCGGAACUGAGGCAUGUACUGGAUUCAAACCGUUUGAACACAGGCCGAUUCUGGGAGAUUGGUCGCGCGGCGAUAUGUAUGCUCAUGAUAUUAUUCAGGAUCUUUCUCAUUGGGUGUCUGGAUGGACUGAUUGGAAUCUCUGUCUUGAUUUGAGGGGUGGACCAAGCUUUGUCAAGAAUUAUGUAGAUGCACCAAUAAUAGUAAAUGCAACUGCUGAUGAAUUUUACAAACAACCUAUGUUUUAUGUUAUGGGACAUUUCAGUAAAUUCAUUCCGCCGGGUUCAGUCCGAAUUGAACUGCAUUUUUACGUGAAGCCGGUUUCAUAUGAAGGAGUUGCAUUCAUUACUCCAGCACAGCAACGGAUUUUGGUACUUUUGAAUCGUGACAAUAAAUCAGUGACAUUUUCGGUCGAAGAGAGAACUAAAAAUGGUAUAGCCCUUCGCAUAGAACUAGAACCGAAGAGUAUCGCAACUGUUGUUUGGAAUAAAUAG
Molecule: messenger RNA, 1671 nt
Organism: Loa loa (African eye worm)
Lineage: Eukaryota; Metazoa; Nematoda; Chromadorea; Rhabditida; Onchocercidae
Product: O-glycosyl hydrolase family 30 protein
Exons: 12
Coding region: 1-1671 (556 amino acids)
Biological process (GO): glucosylceramide catabolic process
Molecular function (GO): glucosylceramidase activity
Source: RefSeq, a predicted model, not a curated record